AUUGAUGUUUCUUGAGAAAAUGACAUACAUGACCGGGUUUCUACUUUCACUAUUUUUGAAGUUCUAACUUUUUCCUGUUUUAUGAGAUUUUAGAUCAAUAAAGAUAUACUGUGAUGCCGGCUCUGAGAAUUCAUGGAUAUGCCUUGGCUCUUUCGUUUUGUCUUAUCACCUUCAUAGCAGCAUCACGACGAACAGACCCUUCAGAAGUUAAUGCGCUGAUAGACAUCAAGAAAAGUUUGAUUGAUCCUAAGAACAAUCUUAAGAACUGGAAUAAAGGAGACCCAUGUGCAAGAAACUGGACUGGGGUAUGGUGUUUUGAUAAGACGGGGGAUGAUGGGUAUUUCCAUAUUCGUGAGAUCUACUUAAUGACAAUGAAUCUCUCGGGAAGUCUAUCAUCUCAGCUUGGUCAGCUAUCCCAUCUUGAGAUAAUGGAUUUCAUGUGGAACAAUCUGACAGGCACGAUACCAAAGGAGAUUGGAAACAUUAAAACAUUGAAACUCUUGCUCUUGAAUGGCAAUAUGUUAUCUGGGAGUUUACCAGACGAGCUUGGCAACCUUCCAAAUUUAAAUAGAUUCCAAGUAGACGAAAACCAAUUGUCUGGUUCUAUACCAGAUUCACUUGCCAACAUGACUAGUGUUAAACACCUUCACCUGAACAACAACUCUUUUAGUGGUCAACUUCCAUCUACACUUUCAAAGUUAUCAAAUCUGAUGCAUUUGCUUGUGGACAACAAUAACUUAUCUGGAAAUCUUCCACCAGAAUACUCCAUGUUAAAUGGAUUGGCAAUACUCCAGCUUGAUAACAACAACUUUAGCGGGAAUGGAAUUCCUUCUACCUAUGCAAACUUAACCAGGCUAGUGAAAUUAAGUCUAAGAAACUGCAGUCUGCGAGGAGCUAUUCCUGAUUUCAGUUCAAUACCCAAGCUUACCUAUUUAGAUCUUAGCUGGAAUCAAUUCACUGGACCCUUACCAUCAAAUAAGCUGGCAGACAAUAUGACAACUAUUGAUCUGUCCAAUAAUCUUCUGAACGGAUCUAUUCCUCGAAGCUACUCUUAUCCUCAUCUUCAAAAAUUGUCACUUGCGAAUAAUUUACUGUUGGGUUCCAUCCCUGCUAGCAUAUGGCAGAAUAUGUCCUUCAGUGUGAAAGAUAAACUUAUGAUUGAUCUCCAUAACAACUCAUUUGAGGAUGUUUCGGGAAAUCUGAACCCCCCGGCAAAUGUUACCUUGAGGCUUUCUGGUAAUCCUAUAUGCAAGAACUCCAACGCACAAAGUGCUAUUAAAUAUUGUGGACCUGAAGAAGAUAAGGCAGUUCAAGACUUAACAAGCUCUACCGUUUGUCAUGUUCAAUCUUGUCCAUUUGAUGACUUUUAUGAAUACGCCCCUAAUUCCCCAGUUCCUUGCUAUUGUGCUGCACCUCUGAGAAUUGGAUACAGGCUGAAAAGUCCAAGUUUUUCUUACUUUGCUCCCUAUAGAUCUAGUUUUGAACACUACAUAACUGACUCCCUAAAACUACACCUCUACCAACUAUCAGUAGAUUCUGUAGCUUGGGAAGAGGGACCUCGUCUUAGAAUGUAUUUGAAACUCUUCCCUUCCUAUAAUGAUUCCCGUUCUAAUGUGUUCAAUGUAAGUGAGGUUCGUCGGAUUAGCCGCCAAUUCUCAUCAUGGCGAUUUCCUCGCACUGAUUUUUUUGGACCAUAUGAACUCCUGAACUUCACUCUUCUUGGACCUUAUGAAAAUUUAAUUAUUGAUUCGGAGAAGGGAAAAGUUAAUGUUGGCAUAAAAGUUGCUGUUGUAAUAGCAGCUGCUGCCUGUGCUUUAGCAAUAUCUGCAAUAAUCAUUCUCCUGAUUACUAGAAGAAAGAUGAAAUACCAGAAGAAGAUUUCCAGGAAAUCUACUACUAAUAUAUCCCUCAAAAUAGAUGGCAUGAAAGCAUUUACUUACAAAGAACUGGCUCUUGCUACUAACAAAUUCAAUAUCUCAACUAAAGUCGGUCAAGGAGGUUAUGGGAAUGUCUAUAAAGGCAUUUUAUCUGAUGAAAAUUUUGUGGCGGUUAAGAGAGCAGAAGAAGGUUCCUUACAAGGACAAAGGGAGUUCUUGACAGAGAUUGAGCUUCUGUCAAGGUUACACCAUCGAAAUCUUGUCUCACUGAUUGGAUACUGUAAUGAAGAAGGGGAACAGAUGCUGGUUUAUGAAUUCAUGCCCAAUGGCACCCUAAGGGACUGGAUUUCUGGAAGAAGUAGAAAAACGAAGGGGAGCCUAAAUUUUAGUACGAGGUUGUGAAUUGCAAUGGGAGCAGCCAAAGGCAUACUGUAUCUUCAUACAGAGGCUAACCCUCCUAUAUUCCACAGAGAUAUUAAAGCCAGUAACAUUCUUCUUGACUCCAAGUUUACAGCUAAAGUGGCCGAUUUUGGACUCUCACGGCUUGUACCAGACUUAGAUGAAGAGGGAACUGCUCCUAAAUAUGUGUCAACAGUUGUGAGAGGAACUCCAGGUUACCUGGACCCAGAAUAUUUGUUGACUCAUAAGCUGACAGACAAAUGUGAUGUCUAUAGCCUGGGAAUUGUGUAUCUAGAGCUUUUAACAGGCAUGCAACCAAUUUCUCAUGGAAAAAACAUUGUUCGCGAGGUUAACAUGGCUCAUCAAUCUGGCACAGUAUCUUCCAUCAUAGACAGCAGAAUUGGGUUGUAUACAUCUGAAUGCUUGGAAAAAUUCUUAACUCUGGCCCUCAGUUGUUGCCAAGACAAUCCAGAGGAGAGACCAUCAAUGAUAGAUGUGGUGAGGACACUGGAAGAUAUCAUUGCAAUGUUGCCUGAAGCUGAAACUGUUUACUCAGAUGUUAGCUUAGACAGUUCUGGCAACAUAGCACCACCCUCAUCAUCAGCAUCAACAUCAGCAUCCCAUGUAGCAAGGGAGGAGCAACACAUGUCCUCAUAUGUGUCUGGAAGCAAUCUUGUCAGUGAUGUCAUUCCCACCAUUGUUCCUCGCUGAUGCUGUACUGUGCCAUCCUCCUUCAUAUAUUCUGAAAAAUGUAAUUAUAAUAUAUUUUGCACCAAGAUUUUGAUAGAUGAUAAAGGUAGGAAGUUACUAGGGACAUAGCUAGUAUCUGCACUUCCCAUUUGGGACCUUGUAAAUUUUAUACUUGUAACUGUAACCGAAUACUAUGCAAUUGGUGGUGAAAAGAAAAAGAGAAUGAUACAACUA
Vigna umbellata (rice bean) is the source of this 3200-nucleotide messenger RNA. Lineage: Eukaryota; Viridiplantae; Streptophyta; Magnoliopsida; Fabales; Fabaceae. The record is from RefSeq and is a predicted model, not a curated record.